CAAACCCAGAAAGUGAAAAGAGCAGCAGCGGCAGCCGAAUCCGGACGCCAGUAGCCACUGCCUUCUCCCCGCUUCGCAUCUCAUCUGGUCUCUGCAAUUGUUAGGUGAUCCUGUAAUCGUGAUGAAGAUUCACAAUAUAGUUAACUAUCCACUCAAACGACACGAGCUCAAAAGCACCCUCUUCCCGACAAACCCAUCUCCCUUUCUUGCACUUUUCUCUUCUACCCCUCACCCAUGCUCCUCUCCGAAAACCCAAACCCUGCCUAAAGACAACCUCACAAACCCCCCACCAGUUACUCAGCGCUUCCUUCAAAACUCCAUUCAAUCUUCUCAGUGGAAUUUGAUCAAGCACCAUGCGCAAAACCUCACCCCCUCUUUAAUCUCCACCACCCUCUACAACCUCCGCGAAAGUCCUCACCUUGUACUUGAAUUCAUAUCCCACAUAGAGUUCCAUCGUCUCGAUGUCAAAACCUGCUGCCUCGCCAUCGAUAUUGUCGCGCGCCUCCCAUCUCAAAAACCCACUUUACAACUCUUAAAGCAAGCCAUUUCCAGUGGCAUUUCUACAACCAGAGGAUUAUUUGAUGAGUUGGCGCUUGCGCGCGAUAAUUUGAGUAUCACAAGUAGUAUUGUUUUUGAUUUGUUGAUAAGGGCUUGUUGUGAUUUGAAGAGGGCUGAUGAGGCUUUUGAGUGUUUUGAUAUGAUGAAGGAAAAGGGUGUUUUACCUAAGAUUGAGACGUGUAAUAUGAUGUUGAGUCUGUUAUUGAAGUUGAAUAGAACACAGGCAGCGUGGGUUUUGUAUGCGGAGAUGUUUAGGCUGAGGAUCAAAUCAAGUGUGUAUACAUUUAAUGUAAUGAUUAAUGUGUUGUGUAAAGAAGGGAAGUUGAAGAAGGCGAAGGAGUUUAUUGGGUUUAUGGAGGGUUUAGGGGUUAAGCCUAGUGUUGUUACUUAUAACACGUUAAUCCAUGGGUAUUGUUCAAGAGGGAAGAUUGAAGCCGCGCAUUUGAUUCUCAAUACCAUGAAAGUUAAAGGUCUGGAACCAGAUUCAUAUUCGUAUAAUUCGCUUAUCAGUGGGCUGGGUAAGGAGGGCAGGCUUGAGGAGGCAUCUGGGCUUGUAGGUAAAAUGGUGGAGAACGGGUUGUUCCCAAGUGCUGUGACGUAUAAUGCUUUGAUUGAUGGGUAUUGCAAUAAAGGGGAUUUAGAAACAGCCUUUGGUUAUAAAAAUGAGAUGGUUAGGAAAGGGAUAAUGCCAACUGUGUCGACUUACAAUUUGUUGAUUCAUGCGUUGUUUAUGGAAGCUAGGAUGAGUGAAGCUGAUAAUAUGAUUAAGGAAAUGGGAGAGAAGGGAAUGACUCCUGAUGCCAUCACAUAUAACAUCUUGAUUAAUGGGUAUUGCAGAUGUGGGGAUGCAAAGAAAGCCUUUAGCCUCCAUGAUGAGAUGUUGACUAGAGGGAUUGAACCUACACGGGUAACUUAUACGUCACUUAUUCAUGUUUUGAAUAAACGCAAUAGAAUGAAGGAGGCAGAUGAUUUGUUUGAGAGGAUACAGCGUAAAGGUGUGUUGCCAGAUCUUGUAAUGUUUAAUGCCUUGAUUGAUGGUCACUGUGCUAAUGGUAACAUGGAACGUGCAUUUUCACUUUUGAAAGAGAUGGAUAGGAUGAAGGUUGCUCCUGAUGAAGUGACUUACAAUACCUUAAUGCAGGGGCGCUGUAGGGAGGGUAAAGUUGAAGAAGCUCGUGAACUCCUUGAUGAGAUGAAGAGAAGGGCGAUUAAGCCUGAUCACAUUAGUUACAAUACUCUCAUUAGUGGUUAUAGCAGAAAAGGGGAGAUGAAGGAUGCAUUUAGAGUUCGAGAUGAGAUGUUGAGUAUAGGUUUCAAUCCCACUCUUCUCACUUACAAUGCCCUUAUACAAGGCCUGUGCAAAAACCAAGAAGGUGACCAUGCUGAAGAGCUCCUCAGAGAAAUGCAAACUAAAGGUAUAAACCCGGAUGACAGCACCUAUUUCUCUUUAAUUGAGGGGAUUAGCAAAGUUGAUAACUUUGUGGAGGAUGGAGAUUCAUAAACGAUAUAUUUCUCCACAUUCUUCUGAGCUUUCAUGGAGAAAGGGGAUAUCUUGAAGCAAGUCUAGGUUUCAACUUUCAACCCACUCUUUAUGGUUAAAAUGCCCUUAUACAAGGGUUAUUCAAAACCAAGAAGGCGACAAUGCAGAAGAGCUCCUUGGACGAAUGAUAAUAAUAAAGGUGUAACAUCCGGUGACAGAACCUCUCUCUCUUUAAUCAAGAGGAUUGCCAAAGUCGACAACUUCAUGGGAAAUAGUGAUUCAUAAAUGAUAUAGUUGUCCGCAUUAUUCUGAACUUUCAUGGAGAAAGGUGUUCUCUUGAAGCAAAGUUUCUGUUCGGAAAUUGGAAGAUUCUUUUCAUUUCCUUUUGUUUGGAAUACCAACUUGUUAUGUGAUUUUGGCCGAGAAUAACGUUAUUGAGAGAAAUGAUUUCUCCGAAGUUUUGUCAUACUUUGUGGUAACCCAUCGUUGAGAUAAUGCUGUCACUAGAUGAUUACCGUGCCUAGGCAAAUUCCAAUUUUCUGUUCCCCCUUCAUCUGCGUCUCUGCCCUUGGUAAGAAUGGAGGAUAAAGAAGAGACCACAAAUUCUGGACGAGAAAGGAUUAGUGCCCCAUGAACAAGUCUACCGGCAGAAGCAAGUGCAUCAUUAUAGUGAUGAUUCUGUAAUGUUGUGGUAUGGCCGAUGUUGCUAAUAAUAUGUUACUUCUUUUGAAUUGGGUUUGUGCAAACAUGAAAGGGGCACAAGCUUUUUUACGAUUCAUUUAUUUGUUUGAAAUAUGAUAUGACAAAGUACUUCACAGUGCGAAUUCUGGUUUGCUGCUCAAAUUAUUAAAAAAAAAAAUAUGGUUCGCUGCUCAAGUUUUGUUUUGACAGUAAGGGUGCCCCCUAACCAAUGCAAACUGAGGUAGGUACUCUGGUUAUAUAUGGAUAGAUUAACACAUGGAGCAAUCCUGUUGAAAUCCAUGACAGGGAGGCCCUGAGUGAAUACUGGAAGAUUCGAGGCUAUAAUCUUCUUUGCUACUUGUAUUUCUAUAGAGAAUGGAAGGUAGCCAUGGCGUAAUUAAGACACCUAGUCCUCUCUUGCUUUUAUUGUGACGUGUUCUUAUCUUUCUGCCAGUUCUAAAUCCAUUGAAGAAUCAAAGAGAGAUACCAACCAAAUUGCUAAAAUUCUGACUCGGCGCUUCGAUUCGAAGAAGGACGGACGAACCCCACAACAACUCCUAUAAGAACCAGCCCAUUCAUGAUUGCUGAAAUCCUGAAUAUCUCAGCAGCUGCAUAACAGGUAGAAGAUAGAGCUCCUCCACCCCUGCCUCUGCCUUGUGACUGAAGUUUCAGGGAGCUCACCAUUUUUGCAAAGGACUGCUCAGUGCACACAGGAAGGCUUGAGCCCACCAAAAGAGCUCAGCCCCGUUAUGUAGUGUACACUCUUCCUCCUUCUAGAGUUGGCAAUGGUGGUAGUGGCAGCAGCAGCAUCAGGGUCCCUUUUUCUGUUAAUUACUUCCCCAAAUAUACAAAAUACAAAUUACAUCGGUUCAAGUAUUUGUUAACGGCUGAAAGCCUGAAACAGAAUUCUAUCUUUUUAUUAUUAAAGUUGCAUCAAGGUAGCAUCCAAGUUGUUGUAGUAUAGUGGUGAGUAUUCCUGCCUGUCAAGCUGGGUUUGAUCCCCGGCAACGGCGAAUUAACUUUUUUCU
Messenger RNA from Juglans regia (Persian walnut), 3747 nucleotides. RefSeq names its product pentatricopeptide repeat-containing protein At2g15630, mitochondrial. The transcript has 2 exons. NCBI's taxonomy places the organism in Eukaryota, Viridiplantae, Streptophyta, Magnoliopsida, Fagales, Juglandaceae. Gene Ontology annotation, molecular function: protein binding. The coding region runs from base 122 to 2059 and encodes 645 amino acids. The record is from RefSeq and is a predicted model, not a curated record.